Messenger RNA from Cannabis sativa, 2054 nucleotides. RefSeq lists its product as uncharacterized. The transcript is spliced from 3 exons. Lineage: Eukaryota; Viridiplantae; Streptophyta; Magnoliopsida; Rosales; Cannabaceae. The coding region runs from base 460 to 1716 and encodes 418 amino acids. The record is from RefSeq and is a predicted model, not a curated record.
AGAAAAAGUGCUACUACUACUACUAUUACUAUUACACUUCCUUUUUUAUAAUUUUUUAGUUUGUAUUUUCUUUUUUCUUUGUGUGACAACUACUACUAAUAUUACUCUUUACUAUUAUGUAAUAAAUAAAUUAUACCUACUUAAAUAUAUUACUAAUAAGGAAAUAAUCUUAUAUAUAUAUUAUCGUUAAUACAUAUUUAUUUAGAUUCAUUAGUAAAAGAAAAAGAAGAGAAGAAGAAGCGAGAGUGAGUUGAGUAGGCGAGAAUUUGAGAAAGCGAAAAGCACAAAACCCAAAUGGUGUGAGCUGAGCUUGAGCUUGAGCUUGGGGUCUCUGUGUGUGUGGAGAAUACAAUGAAAUGAAAAAGAAGAGCUCGAGCUUUGGCGUGAGUGAGUGAGUGAGUGAGUGACUGUAUUUUGAGUUUCGACACCCAAAUCCAUCGCUGCUUUUCUUUGCUGUUAAUGGGCUCCGAGCAAAAUAGAUUUCCUCAGCACCAAGAAGCUGAACGGCGAAAGAGAUGGGGAGGAUGUUUGAGUGCCUUAUCUUGUUUUGGAACCCAAAAAGGUGGAAAACGAAUUGUACCGGCUUCUCGAAUUCCGGAGGGUAAUGGGUCAGCAACCCAACCCAAUGGUCACCCUCAUGGUCAUGGUCAUGGUCAUGGUCAUGGUCACCCACAUGGUCCCCAACCCAAUGGCCUACCUUCCCAACCCACUGCACUCUUAGCUCCACCUUCUUCCCCAGCCUCUUUCACCAACUCUGCUCUUCCUUCUACCGCUCAAUCCCCAACCAAUGGGUUCUUGUCGCUCUCUGCUAACUCUCCUGGUGGCCCUUCUUCCAGCAUGUACGCCACCGGUCCUUAUGCCCAUGAGACUCAACUAGUCUCCCCUCCUGUUUUCUCAACCUUCACUACUGAGCCAUCCACUGCUCCUCUCACACCCCCACCUGAGCUUGCUCACCUCACCACUCCAUCUUCCCCUGAUGUCCCUUUUGCCCAUUUCCUCUCCUCUACUGGUAGCGGCAACAAGACUAGCUACAUUGGGGCAAACGAUCUCCAAGCUACUUAUUCGCUUUACCCUGGAAGUCCUCCAACUCCUAGUAGUCUCAUAUCACCACAAAAUGGUAAAUGUGAACUGGACCAUGAGAAUGCAGGUGCGGGUGCGGGUGCAGCCUCAGCGGUGGCAUCCACUCAGGAUUCAAACUUUUUCUGCCCUGCUACGUUUGCUCAGUUCUAUCUGGAUAACCCGCCCUUCCCGAAUUCUGGUGGGAGGUUGAGUGUUUCAAAAGAUUCAGAUGUUCACAACUCCUCCUCGUCCGCUGCUGUGAAUGGAAAUCAGAAUCAGAACAGUAGGCAGAUGAAAAGCCCGAAGCAAGAUGCCGAGGAGAUUGAAGCUUAUAGAGCAUCGUUUGGAUUUAGUGCGGAUGAGAUCAUCACAACCCCUCAGUAUGUUGAGAUUUCUGAUGUCAUGGAAGACUCCUUUACCAUGAAACCCCCAGUGGAAGUGAGGCCAGAUCACAAAAGGGUACAAGGUGGUGGUGGUGAUAGUAAUAAAGCAGCAAGUGGAGGAGAGGCCAUGAUGAUAUCAGAUGAAGAAGAAGAGGAAGACAUAUUCUCAUCAUCAAAAAUGAGGAGAUAUCCAAUGGGAAUGUCAAGCUCAGAUGCAGAAAUUGAUUACAGAAGAGGCAGAAGCUUGAGAGAAAAAAGAUUUCAAAUGGCAUGACCAGACUUAUGACUUGGGGGGGUUGGACUUUGGACUUUUUGCGACCUUAUUAUUAAUUAGGACUUUAGCUAAAGCAAUCAAGCUAGCAAGCUAGCUUAAGAUCAUAUAUUUCACUUUUUGUGGAAUUUCCCAAUUUGUAGUAAUUUGCUCUCUUUUUCUCUUCUGUCAUUGGUUGAAUGAUCUAACCUAUGAUGAUCUCUCUCUCUCUCUCUCUCUCUCUCUCUCUCUCUCUCUCUCUCUCUCUCUCUCUCUCUCUCUCAGUUGUGUGACUUUGAGAAUGUAUUCUGAAUGCAACAUGUCCUGCUAUAAAUACAUAUAUGUUAUAUAUUUUGUCAAAA